This is a messenger RNA of Pygocentrus nattereri (red-bellied piranha), 3239 nucleotides long. RefSeq names its product G protein-coupled receptor 137Bb (gene gpr137bb). The record is from RefSeq and is a predicted model, not a curated record. Gene Ontology annotation, cellular component: lysosomal membrane. Gene Ontology annotation, biological process: negative regulation of osteoclast differentiation; positive regulation of TORC1 signaling; regulation of autophagy. The transcript is spliced from 7 exons. NCBI's taxonomy places the organism in Eukaryota, Metazoa, Chordata, Actinopteri, Characiformes, Serrasalmidae. Bases 484 to 1671 code for a protein of 395 amino acids.
CUCCACACUGCUGCAGGAGGCCGGGCUUAUUCGCUUUAUUCUUUUUAUAUCUCCUCCCCCUCCCUCCCUCGCUCAUUCUCUCCUUCCCGUUCUCUCUUUUCAUCGCUUGUACAAGAUGGUCAGGUACAUCCGCACUGAGAGCCAUCAUGGACAGAAAAAUGGACGACUUCAGCGCGACCAAAAACGACAGAUCCGGUGGUGCGCCUUUUUGGGGUGAGGCUACACCUUAACCUGUGUACAAGAGAACAACAGAGAUAGAUAGUGAGAGAGAGAAGGGAAAGAAGAGGAGACAGAGUGCAGGGAAAGAGUGAAAGACGGAAAGAAAGAUCUAGAACGUAAGAAAAACAGACAGGGUGUAUGAGAGAAAGGGUGAGACAGUGACAGAAAAGGAAGGAGAGUAGAAAAAAGACAAAGAUAGAGGAAGAGUGAGAGGGGGAGUGAGAGAAAGCGUGAGAAAGAGAGCUUAAGAGAGUGCAGGGAGAGAUGGAGGGCUCUUCUCCAUCAGUGGAGGAGAGAAGAGGGGAGGUGUCCAGGUCUUCGGGGGGUAACGGGUCCCUCUCCCCACCAACCCUGAGCCCCGCCGUGCCACCCUACGUAAAGCUGGGCCUGACGGUGGCCUACACGGCCUUUUACUCACUCCUCUUUGCCUUCGUCUACGCCCAGCUGUGGCUGGUGCUGCGAUACCGGCACAAGCGCUUCAGCUACCAGACAGCCUUCCUGUUCCUGUGUCUGCUGUGGGCCGCCCUACGCGCCCUGCUCUUCUCCUUCUACUUCCGAGACUGCGUGACAGCCAAUGCGCUCGGCCCCUUCUCCUUCUGGCUGCUCUACUGCUUCCCCGUCUGUCUGCAGUUCUUUACACUGAGCCUGAUGAACCUCUACUGCGCACAGGUUUUCUUCAAGGCUAAGUCGAAGUAUUCUCCUCACCUCCUCAAGUACAAGUUCCCUCUGUACCUGCUCUUCGUAGGUGUGAGUCUGCUGUUCCUGCUGGUCAAUCUGGCCUGUGCACUGCUGGUUAAAAUGACAGACACGCAGGUGAAGACCAUUGUGCUGGUGCGGGUCACCAUUAAUGACUCGCUCUUCGUCCUUUGUGCCAUCUCUCUCUCCAUCUGUCUAUACAAGGUGGCCAAGAUGUCCCUGGCCAGCAUCUAUCUGGAGUCUAAGGGUACUUCGGUGUGUCAGGUGACCCUGAUUGGCAUAAUGGUGAUUCUCUUGUAUGCGUCCAGAGCCUGCUACAACCUCGUCGUUCUGGCUUUAACAGACAUCGAGACCAUUAACUCCUUUGAUUAUGACUGGUACAAUGUGUCUGACCAGGCUGACCUGAGGUCCAGUCUGGGUGAUGCAGGCUAUGUUGUAUUUGGGAUCAUUCUCUUUGUGUGGGAACUACUUCCCACUUCCCUGGUGGUCUUCUUCUUCAGGGUUCGCAAGCCAGCACAGGACAGGAGUGCAUCUGCCAUCCCCAGUCACGUCUUCUCCACCAAGCGUUACUUCUUUGACAAUCCCAGACGUUAUGACAGUGAUGAUGAUCUUGCCUGGGGCUCACAUCCCCAGAGCUCUUCUACAAGUUUGUCCACAGACUGCUAUGACUGGGGGAGCCGAAGCAGCAGCUUCCUUGUGCAUCUGGGAGGAGACAAUCAACGGUCAUCCCCAGUGACCCCAGGGCUAAAUCGCUAACACCUGGCCCACAUAGAAUUAUAUGUGUAAAUUAGCUAUGUGAUUGCACCGCACUUUAAUGUCCGCAACGUCUGCAUAUGCUCACACGGUCAGCUACUCUAAAUGUGUCAGUCAGCUAACACUACUGAAAGGACAGCCGCAGCCGGGGAGGAAAUCAUGCACAGUGAGUUUCCAUGGCAAUCCCUGCUAAGAGAUGCAUCAGUUACCAUGGUAAUCCCAGUUAAGUGAUUUAUGAGCUACUAUGGUAAUCCUGGCCAAAAGAUACACCAGUUACCAUGGUAAUCCAUCUGAGAGAUGCAUGAGUUACCAUGGUAAUUCUAUCAAAAUAAUGUAGUCAUCACCAGGUAAUUAAGUGAUGCAUGAGUUACUAUGCUAAAGCAGGUUAAUCGAGGCAUAAAUUACCAUGGUAAAGACAGCACUACAAUCCAACAGUUGCCAUGGCAAUCCCAGUUAUAUUAUACGUUUCUUAUCUUGAUCUUUGCUGAGUAAUGCAUAAAUUACCAUGCUAAUCAUAUCAACCCCUUUCAUGAGUUGCCAUGACAAUCCUAGCUAAGAGAUGCAUCAGUUACCAUGGUAAUCCAUCUGAGAGAUGCAUGAGUUACCAUGGGAACCCUACCAAAAUGUAGCCAUUACCAUGGUGAUUACAGUUAAGUGAUGCACAAGUUACUAUGGUAAUCCAUGCCAGUUAAAACAUACAUGAGUUACCAUGGUAAUCCCAUGUAAUGGAUGCAUCAGUUACCAUGGCAAUCCCAGAUGUGUGAUGCAGCUGUUACCAUGGUAAUUCCAGUGAAGUGAUGCAGCUGUUACCAUGGUAAUUCCAGCGAAGUGAUACAGAAAUUACUCUUAUAAUCCCAACUGAGUAGCAGGAGUUUCCAUGGUAAUGGGGCAGGGCUGGAUUUUCUGAAGACCUUAAAAAGGAGUGCUGUAGGCUGCACUGUAGCAUCACAGACAUGUAAUAAAGGCAAAACAAAUGGCUAAGUAGUGUAAAAGGUACACUAAUCAAGAUUUUAACAUUUGCAAUUAUUGAAAUAUUUAACAAAAUAACAUUAAAACAUUUAAUAUUUACAUUAAAUAUGUAACCAUAUAUCCCAUAUUGAUUUUGCAGAAGAAUAUCGUAAAAGUCAAAUAAUACCCCAUAAUAAAUUCUAAUACCCCAGUACUCAUUUGAUUUAAACAUGUGGGGGGAUCUUAAUUAGAGUACCUCUAACACUGAUGAGCACUAACAACUUAAUGUACAAUCAAGUCUAGUCAGCAUCAUAUUAGUUCAUGGUAGUGAAAAUAAGGACCAUAAAAUAAGCUAUUAUGUACAGCAUGAAUGUGUUCUUUGCUUUUGAGUAUUUGUAUUUUUAAAAAUCCUACUAUGUUUGUGAGAAAGUAAGUACUGUUACGGUUCCUGUUUAUUUAUUCCCCCAAACCAUUGAUUACAGUAUUUCAUGCCUUUCGUUUAUGAUCAGUAAAGUGUCUCUUUUUGUGAAAUUCAGUCACAUGAUUGUUGGUGGCUUGAGAAUAUUUUGUUGAUCACACAGAUUGUGACAGUUCACCAAUAAAGAAAUAAUGUUUGAAAAGAA